AGUUGCAUGUUCGCGACUCGAUAUUCGGUUCGGUUUCCUCAUUGUUUUCUCGCUUUUCUCGGUUUUCUCUAUUUAUUGUAAUUUCUUUUUUUUUUCUCUUAUUUUUUUUCUCGAUUUUUCGGAAUUUUUACCGAAUUUUUGUUUGCUUUUUUGGGCCGCUCGCGUGCGCUGUGCAUAUUGGAAAUCGCCUCCCCCCAUUUACCAACCAUUUUGCCCAGCAAAAGCAACGCCAAAUAACACAAAAAAAGAAAAAACAUUCGGGGAAUUCUAAUUGAGUGCGCGCUAAUGCGUUAAACUGCUAGCCAAAUUGUUUUUAAGCCAAAGUGAAAGGCAAAAGGCCCUUUGGCUGCUGUUUGUUAGUGUUUCGCUUUCCAUUUGAGUGGAAAUUACAUCCAUAAUUACGCCUAAUCAGUCGAUUACUGUCAUCGCAAACACGCAGCUAUCCGCAGACUCACCGCGGCGUUUGAUGACCACACACAUGAGUGCCAGAUCGAACUGAGACCGAUUUGGGAUAAGACACGCUCCCCCAAUUACCUGUCACUGACCACCCCACUUGGCCAGUUAGCUCGAGAAGCAGCAGCAGCAGCAGCAGCCCAAAAAAAAGCGAGGAAAAGUUGAAGUAUCGUCAUCGGAAGCAGGGCGAACCUUCACCAUGGGCAAGAAGAACUCCAAAUUGAAGCAGGACACCAUCGAUCGGCUGACAACGGACACAUACUUCACUGAAAAGGAAAUUCGUCAAUGGCACAAGGGCUUUCUCAAAGACUGUCCGAAUGGCUUGCUGACCGAACAAGGCUUCAUCAAAAUCUAUAAGCAAUUCUUCCCCGACGGAGACCCCAGCAAGUUUGCCUCCCUGGUCUUUCGCGUCUUCGAUGAGAAUAAUGAUGGUGCCAUUGAGUUCGAGGAGUUCAUUCGGGCCCUGUCCAUCACAUCACGCGGAAACCUGGACGAGAAGCUGCACUGGGCUUUCCGCUUGUACGACGUGGACAACGAUGGCUACAUAACCCGCGAGGAGAUGUACAACAUAGUGGACGCCAUCUAUCAGAUGGUAGGACAACAGCCGCAGACGGAGGACGAGAACACGCCGCAGAAGCGAGUGGACAAGAUCUUCGAUCAGAUGGACAAGAACCACGACGAUCGACUGACGCUGGAGGAGUUCCGCGAGGGCAGUAAAGCUGAUCCACGUAUAGUGCAGGCGUUAAGUUUAGGUGGUGAUUAACCGCGGCACCUGUAGUCCAGCCUCGGAGGAGGGGGAGGGGGAGUGGUUGGGGUGGGAGCGAUAGUGACUAAGCAAUCAAGGAUGCGGAGGGUCAAAGGUCGCCCCGCAAGCACGUUAACACACCACGCCCACGUGUACCAUAUGCCAUUUGACCUUUGCGGGGGCACUUCGAUAGCCCCCCUACUCCCCCUUCCACACACACACACACCCACACAGCAUCACACACAAACACACACACACCCACAGAGUUUAGCCCCUUGGGAACUCGUCUUAAGUGAAAUUCCAACUAAUAGCAAAUUAUUUACGCAUAUUUACAUGAUUUUCCUAAUAGCAACCAACAACAGCCCAGCUGCAUAAAGCUGAAAAGAAAAACAAGAAAAAACAAAAUUGGUUAAUAAACAAUUCGUAAAAGAAAUGGAAAACAAAACAACACCAAUUUAAGUCGAGAGAACGCUUUUUUAAAAACCCAUUUAACUCGUAUUUGUGUAUGCGGUAGCAUGGAUGAAUAUAGGGUAUUAAAUAAAUGAAAAACCUACAUAAAUUAACUAUAAGGCACUUGCUCUAUGAUGAUCUUAGGCAUUUUUAUUGAAAUGCUUGCCAAGCAAACGAGAAACUCAAAUUGACAACUAUCGCGAUUAAUUAGGCCGGUGAAUAGUUGCAAUUUUUUUUGUUGCGAAAACCAAAAUCAUAGAUAAUACAAUACUAAGCUGAUACUAAUGCCUAUAAUAUCUGCAUACAUAUAUACUGGUACUUGUACCGAUACUAAUUCGCUAUUGGCUUAGACGCCCCUCGAUUGUUAAUUUUGAAUUUGUUUAUUUGCCCAGCCAGCUGGCUCUAACUGUUGAUAAUCGAAAUUGAAGCUAUUAAAUUAAGCCAAAGACGCCACACACUGACACACAGUCCUAUUUACUCUCAAGCUAAACAAGAUAAUCGAAUCGACUCUAUUAACUCAAAGUCCUUAAGAGUCCUUGAAAUUAGUGGACAAACAUGCAUGUGGAUAACGUAGCGCUAUGAAGCAUGUGAAGCUUGUGUACUCCUCUUGGAUGCCCCGAUUCUUUAGUCUCCAUUCUGCAUUCUUCAUUCUUCAAUCUUUCCCCCCCCAUUGAGCUUGACAAUCAACCUGAUUUUGCUGCGAAUCAUCUAAUGGUUCCACUCACCCGUUCACCUCAAGAUUUCAUGUCAUCGGCGGCACAGGAGGAGGCCACUCUUUGGGUUUUAAAGAAGACUCUUUGAUAGAACUUUAAUCCUUUUCUAUGUGUUUAUUGUGCAUGCCUUACCAGAGCAACGAUAAUAUCAAAUUGUGUAUCUCUACUCGUAUUUGUACUUGUUUUUACACCUCACCAGAGCUUGAAAAUAUAUCGUAUGGGGGAUAUCCCUAUAAUGCCUUACCCCAAAAAACAAAAGUAAACAUAGACUCACUCUAUAUCUCUCUCUCUCUCUCUCUCCAUCUAUCUCUAUCGCUCCAUCUCUCUCUAUCGCUCCAUCUCUCUCUAUCGCUCCAUCUCUCUCUGAAACACACGUAUGAUUUUCGAUUUGAUUAUCCUUUUCGUUUGAUGAGCUUCUUCUGCUGCUUGUAAUUCACAAGAAGAGCCAUCUAAUCACCAUGCUAAAAUAAUUUCUAUAUUUUAUAUGUGGUUCAGCUUUAGAUUGUAAAGGAAGCGUUAUUGUAAACAUAUUAUUAUUAUCUCAAUAGCCAGUCAACUGAACACGUUUAUAAGAUCCAUAUCCAACUAUUCCUAUCUAUCCCAUCCAAAAUCGAUCGCCCUCAUCCGCAUUAAACGCGAAUCGUAGUGUUUGCAUUGUAGAAACUCGAAAUUCAGCUUCCCGCUUAGAAAACCAAAACCAAAAUCAAAAAUUUAACCGAAAUCGAUAUGCUAGCCAAAGACUUUUGCUUUGUCGCUGAGGUUUCAGAUUGGAUCGGCCCUAGAUAAUGCUUGUCUCAUCCUCUCUGACACCGAUAUUCCGAAUCCAAAUCCGAUUCCCAAAUCCGAUUCCAAAUCCGAUUCCAAAUCCGAUUCCGAGGUUUCCACCAUAUAUUUUUUUGAUUGCCCAGCACCCGAUACAUAUUUCUAGUUGUACACUCGUAUUUAAAUAUACCUAGGUAAUGGCCAAAUAAAUUGAUAUACACACCAAUAUAUAUAAUAUAUAUAGAGAGAGAAAUAUAUAUGUAUAUAAAUAUAUAUAUAUACACACACACAGCUAUUGAUAAUUAUAUAUACAUAUAUUAUUAUAUAUAUAGAAGUCCCCAUUUGUAUUUUACUUGUGCAAUUUGCAAAUUGUUUUUGCAUAGAUUUAUUGUUGGAAACGAUUUGAAUUUAAGAAGACACUCACACCUACACUGCACAAGAUUGCAUGCCUUUCUGUCCUCGAAAAAAAGUAAAAAUAAAAAUAAAUAAAAACUGAGUAAAUCAAGCGAAGCUGAGAAGAUAUCGAUAUCUAAAUAUACGAAACUAUGAGUAUACCUAUACAUAUGUGCAACAGAUACAAAUCAACAGGUCGAUGGAAAACCAAACUAAAACCAACUGCAGCAACAAUCAAUUUUCGCGCUUCUUACACUCAAACUUUCGAAUUAUUGUGAGCUACAUACAUAUAUUGUACAUACAUACAACGGCGAAAAGUUGAAAGAAAAUCCAGCAUAGACUAUAAGAAAAUCCCAUACUCACUCACACGUAUUGCUAUAAAAGCCAAUAAGCUUAACGAUAAUCUCAAAAAAACCCCUUUUGUCGACUACUCUAUUGAUAUGGAUAUAUUUUUUUUGGGUAUCUAGUAAGCUAGUACAUUGAUAACGUUAAUGAUACUGAUAGCGGAUGAAAACCUUACUUUGUGUGCAUUAUAUUCAACAUAAGCAAUACUUAAUUUAGCAUUCGAAUGCAUUAAGCAAUGUUUAUUAACAAUUAAAUCGAUUCUAAACUUAAACCCCCAAAUGGAAACUCAUUCUCACACUGCGUACUACACACACACGUUCUACAUUCGACAUUCUACACACAAACACAUACCUAACAAGUUUUUGGAAUUAUCGCGAAAAGAAUAAGAUAAACUUAAAGCAAACAAAAACCGAAUGUGCAGUUUUAUUUCACUUCAGUUGGCUUAGGAUUAAAUACUGUAUAGCUAUCCUGGAAUAAUCGGGUGCUUAAUCCCAU
Messenger RNA from Drosophila teissieri, 4356 nucleotides. Its product is annotated as frequenin-1. The transcript is spliced from 8 exons. Gene Ontology annotation, molecular function: calcium ion binding; calcium sensitive guanylate cyclase activator activity. Bases 653 to 1216 code for a protein of 187 amino acids. NCBI's taxonomy places the organism in Eukaryota, Metazoa, Arthropoda, Insecta, Diptera, Drosophilidae. The record is from RefSeq and is a predicted model, not a curated record.